Messenger RNA from Pseudozyma hubeiensis SY62, 3672 nucleotides. RefSeq names its product nucleolus protein. Bases 1 to 3672 code for a protein of 1223 amino acids. Lineage: Eukaryota; Fungi; Basidiomycota; Ustilaginomycetes; Ustilaginales; Ustilaginaceae. Gene Ontology annotation, molecular function: 18S rRNA cytidine N-acetyltransferase activity; tRNA binding; ATP binding. The record is from RefSeq and is a predicted model, not a curated record. Gene Ontology annotation, cellular component: nucleolus; 90S preribosome. The transcript is spliced from 2 exons. Gene Ontology annotation, biological process: rRNA acetylation involved in maturation of SSU-rRNA.
AUGCUGCUGUUGGUGCAGCAACCGUGCACAUGGCUUCGGCUCGUGUAUGCGCUGUAUCGGACGGAGGUCAUCGAACGCAGCUCCAAAGCAGCCGUGUUCAACCCCGAUCAUAUUCACCGACGGCCUUGGACUCAAGGCACGAUGAGGAAGCAGUUGGAUCCUCGCACCCCCACUCUUAUCCGCAACAAUGUGGCGCUCAACCAUCGCUCCUUCUUUGUGAUUGUCGGAGACAAGGGCAAGGACCAGAUCGUCAACCUUCACUUCCUACUCUCGCAAUCCCGCGUCCAGUCUCGACCCAAUGUGCUGUGGUGCUACAAGAAGGAUCUCGGUUUCACGACGCACCGCAAGAAGCGCGAGCAGAAGAUCAAGAAUGACAUCAAGCGUGGCGUGCGUGAAAAGGGUCAGGGCGACCCCUUCGAGCUCUUCGUCAGUCUCACCGACAUCCGAUACUGCUACUACAAGGACACACCCAAGAUCCUCGGUCAGACAUACGGCAUGCUCAUCUUGCAGGACUUUGAAGCCGUCACACCCAACAUGCUUGCAAGAACCAUCGAGACCGUGGAGGGAGGCGGAGUCGUCAUCCUGCUCCUCAAGACCAUGUCCAGCUUGCGACAACUCUACUCGCUCGGCAUGGACGUCCAUCGCAAUUAUGGGUCCAACGCAUCCGACGACGACCCUGUCGCACGCUUCAACGAGCGUUUCCUUCUUUCGCUCGGAGCAAAUCAGGACACACUGCUUCUCGACGACGAACUCAACGUACUACCACUGAGCAAAGGCAAGGACAUUCAGCCUCUCCCAGAGACCAGCACAGGCGCUGGAACCGGCGUUGGCUCUACCGUUCGAAAGGGCAAGGAGCGGGUGGAAGCAGAGGAGGAGCUCGCCGAGCUCAAGGAUCAGGUACGAGAAACCAAGCUCGUUGGCCAGGUCGUAAGGCACGCCAAGACCCUUGAUCAAGCCAAAGCUGUCCUCACCAUCCUCGAUAUCCUGGCCAGCUCGUCUCUCUCUACCACUGUAGCCCUUACCGCGGCCCGAGGUCGCGGAAAGUCGGCCGCGCUCGGUCUUUGUAUCGCCGCUGCUGUAGCACACGGCUACAGCAACAUCUUUGUCACCUCACCAAGCCCAGAGAACCUCAAGACCCUGUUCGAGUUCGUCUUUAAGGGUCUCGAUGCGCUUGGCUACGAGGAGGUAGCCGACUGGGAUCUGCAGAGGGGUACAGGAGAGUGGAAGGACGUUGUGGUGCGCGUCAACAUCUUCCGUGGUCAUCGUCAAACCAUCCAAUACAUUCAGCCGCAAGAUCACCAAGUGCUAGGUCAGGCCGAGCUCGUCGUCAUCGACGAGGCCGCCGCGAUCCCGCUGCCGCUGGUUCGCAACCUGAUGGGACCCUACCUCGUCUUCCUGUCUUCCACCAUCAACGGAUACGAGGGCACAGGUCGAAGUCUCUCGCUCAAACUUAUCCAGCAGCUCCGUGAUAACGCGAGAGGCAUCGUCGACCCGUCCAGUACCGACGAUUCGGCCGCUUCAUCCAGCAAGGCUACACGCAAGGAGGCCAAAGGCGGUCUCAACACCGGUCGUGCUGCAGGUGCCGCAUUGGCUGCCAGAUCGCUCAAGGAGGUCGAGCUCAAGGAGCCCAUCCGAUACUCGCGCGGCGACAAGAUCGAGUCGUGGCUCCACCAGCUGCUCUGUCUCGACGCAUCGCUCACGCGUCUGUCGUCCGCAGCACUCAAAGCCAAGGGCUGCCCUCACCCUUCGUCGUGCGACCUCUACAUGGUCAAUCGCGAUGCCCUGUUCAGCUAUCACCCAGCGUCCGAAGUGUUCCUGCAGCGCAUGAUGGCGCUCUACGUGGCGAGCCACUACAAGAACUCGCCCAACGACCUCCAGCUCAUGAGCGACGCGCCAGGUCACCGACUCUUUGUCCUGCUCGCACCACUCAAAGGUAAUGAGGGCGGUCUGCCGGAGCCGCUGUGCGUGAUUCAAGUUGCAUUGGAGGGCAACAUCAGCCGCGGUGCCGUGCUCAACAGUUUGAGCCGUGGCACACGCGAGGCGGGCGACCUCAUCCCAUGGCUUGUAGCCCAGCAGUUCCAGGACGCCGACUUUGCUUCGCUAUCGGGCGCUCGCGUCGUACGUAUCGCUGUACACCCCGACUACGCACGCAUGGGGUAUGGAGCACGCGCGUUGCAAGCGCUCGAGGCGUUCUACAGCGGACAAUUGCUUGAUGUCGACAAUGUUCGAGACGACCUGGACGACGGCGAGACGUUCGCCGCCGUACGCGACAAGAAGAUUUCCAAGGAUGCGAACCUGCUGCAGGGAGACGAGAUCCGAGUGCGAGACGCAGCACGAAUGCCUGCUCUGCUGCAGAGGCUGUCAGAGCGAAGACCCGAACAGCUCGACUGGCUCGGCGUGUCGUAUGGUCUCACACCGCAGCUAUUCAAGUUUUGGAAGAAGGCAGGGUACACACCGCUCUGGGUGCGUCAGAUCGCCAACGACCUCACGGGCGAAUACACGACCGUGCAACUCAAAUCGCUCGAAACUUCGACGUCGACGACGGGUUCAGCUUGGCUUGGAUCGCUGGCCGCCGACUUCCGCAAACGAUUUAUCUCGUUGCUGUCGUACAGGUUCCGCGAGUUCUCCACCAUCACUGCGCUGACGGUGCUCGAGGCGGCGACGCAGGGCGCUCGACUCGCCGAUGCCGACGAGGAUGUAUCAAACGCUUCGUUGGUUUCGUCACCCUUGGGUGCUGUCGAGCUGCGCACGCUGUUGACGCCGUUCGACAUGAAGCGCCUCGAUUCAUAUUCGAACAACAUGGUCGAAAUGUCGGUCGUGCUCGACCUGCUACCUACGCUUGGCGCACUCUACUUUAACAACCGACUCCGAGCCGUGCGCGAGGACGAGGCGGCCGCAUCCGCCAUCGAUGCGCAGGACGAGGAGGAGGAGCUGCGGUUGUCUGGUUUGCAGUCCUCGCUGCUGCUGGCCAUCGGACUCCAAAGAAAGACGCCGGACGAGAUCAGCGUCGAGCUACGACUGCCGCUUCAGCAAGCCAUGGCCCUCUUUGUCAAGACGGUGCGAUUGCUCGUCAAGAGCCUGCGCAAGGUGGAGAAGAAGGACAUUGCACGAUCGAUGCCGGAGCUCGCAUCAGGGCUCGACGCACGCGCUCCGCUGCGGAAGAAGGCAAACGGCGCUGGCAGCGCAGACCAAGGAGACGACUGGACCGCACUGAAAGGAGAUCUACAGUCCGAGUUGCGGGAUGCUGGACGCGAGUUCCUGACAGGCCACAAGGAAGGAGGGGCAGAUGACGACGAUGAUGACGAUGACGAUGACGAUGAAGACGAGGAGGAGGAUUCCAUCGAUGAAGAUGACGAUGAAGAGGACGAGGAUGAGGAUGAGGAUGAGGAUGAGGACGACGAGGAGCUUCUUGCAGCCAAGCAGAAGCUGAUCGAUUCUAUGGAUCUGUCCAAAUACGCCAUCAACGACGAUGGAGCAGAUGGCGCCAGAUGGAGUCAAGCCGAGGCCGAAGUCGCCAAUAUGCUGCGCAAGAAUGGUGGCAGCGAUCUGAAAGGGUUCAACACCACCAUCUCGGUCAAAGGGACCAAGCGUGCAGCCGACGACAAGGUCGAGGCAAGUCCCAAGAAAGGAUCAGACAAGAAGGGCGGAAAAAAGAAGCAGAAGCGUCAAUGA